GAGAGAAAAGAGAGAGGUUUUAGGUGGCUCUUCCUCUUGGCUGUUCUGUUUGCCUCCCCGACUUUAUAUGGUGACUCGCAGGAGGCCGAGGACUGACAGACGGCCGAAAUGGCUGAUCAGCAGACAGCAGAGAAGCCCGCCCCAAAGCCCGAGAACAAAAGCAAAGAGCCACAGAAAUUUGUAUAUUUACAGCUCCAGCAAGACAGAACGGGCGAUGGAGGCGGUCGUGUUGCUGCAUUGGUUCCUGGCCGAGGCCCGAGUGGUCCUGCCCAUUUCAUACCUCUUACAGCCAAGCUAAACUCCAUUUCAGUUUUGGGGUCUGGCUCCAGGCCAUCACGCACUACUGUGCCACCUCCUCGUAAUCCUACUGGUGCUGUCGUAAGCGUUGGAUCACCACGUUCAGUUGUCGCCACCACAGUCACGGUUGCAGCCACCCGAUGUAUGGCAACCUCAGCAGUCACUGUCUCGAGUAGUAGACCGGUGACGACUGUAGCAGCCAGACCGGGAGCGGCAGCCACCGUUGUUCGCAAGACACAUACAAAUGUUGUGGUUUCAUCAGGAAUAUCUCGGCCGGUGGUGCCCCAAAGUGCAACUACUAUCACGGUCUUGGGGUCGGGGGGUCCACUCCCAAACACCCCUGCGACGGUCCUUCGUCCCUCCGCCAGCCAGGGCAGCCAGUCGCACGGCCCGGUUAUUCUUCACACAUCCAAAGUGUCGCCCCCUGUCUCCUCCUCCUCCACGUCAGGAGGCGGGAAGGUGGUGUCGCCCAGGCUGGUCCCAAUCCCCAUUACACAGGUGAGGUCAGGGGUCGCGAACAAGGCAGUUCUCUCCUACAGCGCCAUCCUGCAACCUGGGGGCAGCUCAGGUGGAGGGGGCGUGGUAGGCAGCAGCGUCAUGGCCAAGAAGGAAGGCCAUACACCCUCACAGCCCCUCCUUCUGCAGGCGGCUCCUCCUACCACGGUGAAGGGAGCAGCACUGGCCAAGACUGCAGGUGCUACAAUAAGCAUCAUUACUGGCAAGGGUACCAAGCAACCAGGGACAGUACCAGGUCCCACUCCCAACCCAGUGAACAUGCUCUCUGUUAAUCUCGGCCAGAACAAGCCCAACAUGAUCAAUUUCAAGAUAUCAAAUGGACAGAUUCAAGCUGAUAGCAUGCAGCAAGUUGAUGUUCUUCGGGAAGCUCGGCCAAUGGUCCAGGGAGGAGGCAAGCAAAUGGAUGAGCGGAAGGAUAACCCUAUUGUGAUGGCUGGUCUGGCCCAUGCUGUCGGAACAGGAUCUGUGACAGUUUCAGUCACGGGGUCAUUGCCAGGCGCAGGUCCUGGGGUAGGACCAGGGAUAGGAACUGGGCCAAUGAUUGUCCCUGGAACUGCAACAUCUUCAGUGCCAUUGUCUAACCAAGUGUCCAUACCAACGUCACUGCCAAUGACGGUGACUGUGGCAAGAUCAGUACCUGAACCUCCAAUAAGCUCAACUGUUGAUGACGAUUCCUCUAUAGAUACAAGAGAUUUGAUGUGCACAAACAAAGGAGAGAGAGAAGAUAUUCUGCAGAAAGCUGUCAGCCAGCUUGGGGUUGCGCUAGAGGAGAGCAGACAGAGAGGCCCAGAGGACUUCCCACCCUACCUUGAUACCUAUGACCACGAGCAGCAGCUGAAGCCAGACACAGAAUUCGUGGAACCAGAGAAGGAGAAGGAGGCAAAUGAAGAAGUGGUCAGGGUAAAGGAAGAGCCAAUGAACAUCGACUCGGAGUCACAGGUGCUUGACGUGAGAAAAGAGAUCUUGCGGACAAUGCUGAACAAGUCACAAAACUCGUCAAGGAGUUCUAGCCCAAGCCAUGAGGUGCAGGUUGAGCCCUUGGACAGAGUGAAGGAGGAAAAGUCUCCAUCAAGAGAAGCUGAAAACUGUACCGACCACAAGGCUGAUAACAGCCCAGCCGGGAAGCCCAAGCAGCAAGAGGCAGAAGAAGACAUCAAGCCUGAAAAAGUGAAGUUCAUCGAGCUCCUGAAGUGGGAGGAUGGGGUUGGAAAGCUAGAUGGAACGGAUCUCAAGUUCAAGAUCAACGAGUUUGAUGCUGUGGAGAUUAUUGAGGACAGAGAUCUGGAAGACAUCAAAAACAACCACUGCAAGAAGGUGGAGCCACUCACCCCCAGACAUCAUGCACGCAAACCCAACUUCCGUGACCUCAUAAAGGAUGAGGAAAUAUUCUCAGACAAUUCCCAGGAUUCAGAGUCACAAGGGAAUAAGUCAACGAGAGAAUCUGACGACAUCUGUUGCUGUAAGAACUGCGGCUGUUAUGGCCUUAGUUCAGAGUUCUUCCGUGACAGCAACUUCUGUUCUGUUGCCUGUGGAGAUGAACACGAUGCAAGAGAACUGGAGUGGGGUAAAGAACGGCUCAAGCAGGAGAAGGAGAGACAGAGGAGGAAGAAGCUCAGGCAGUGUGAAAAAGGCGAGGGAGAUGAGCAGGGGGCUGGCUGCGAAGGGAGGGAGGGAAACCGCAGUGAGGCCGAGGAAUCAGGGCAGGUCAGCGAUGAAGAAUCCAGACAAGCAAGGAAUCUCAUGGGCACGGAGUCCCUAGUGAGCCGAUUUCAGCAUCCGUGGCAAGAUGGGAAGAACAAUUUCUCUUGGGUGAAGUACUUGGAGCACUGUGGGAGAGCAAAAGGCAUGGCGAAGGCGGCACCCCUGAAGCUGUGGCCAGAGCCGUUUCCCUUUGGCAGGAAUCUCUUUAAAGCUGGCAUGAAGUUGGAGGCCAUUGACCCUCAACACCAGUCACUCUUUUGUGUCAUGACGGUGGCUGAAACCAUUGGGUACAGGGUGAGGCUCCACUUUGAUGGCUACUCAGACCAGUACGACUUCUGGGUCAAUGCUGAUUCACCAAACAUUUUUCCGGCUGGCUGGUGUGAGAAGAAUGGCCGGCAGCUGGAGCCACCCCUUGGAGUGCUAGGAUUUUCUUGGAAGGCAUAUCUAGAGCACUGCAAGGCUCAGACGGCACCUAGACAAGCCUUUGCCAAUAAAGGUAAUUCCACUGUCAUCCCACCUAAUAAUUUCCGGGUGGGCAUGAAACUCGAGGCAGAAGACAGAAAGAACAUGUGGGUCUGUGUAGCCACAGUGGCUGAUGUGCUUGAUAAUCGUGUACUCAUCCAUUUUGAUGGAUGGGACAAAGCCUUUGACUUCUGGAGUGAAGUGUCAUCUCCUUACAUCCACCCGGUUGGAUGGUGUGCAGACAAUAACAUCGUCCUCCACCCUCCAAAUAAUUACCCAAAUCCAGAAAGCUUCAACUGGCAUGAGUACAUCCAGGAAACCAAUUCCAUGGCUGUCCCUGCCAGGGCUUUUAAGACCAGACCUCCGAGAGAGUUCAAGAAGAACAUGAAACUAGAGGUUGUUGAUAAGAGGAAUCCGAGUCUCAUACGUGUGGCCACCAUAGUGGAUGUGCAAGACUACCAAAUAAAAAUCCAUUUUGAUGGCUGGGGUGAUGCCUACGACUACUGGCUUGAUGAUGACUCGCCAGACAUCCACCCACCGUCAUGGAGUAACAAGACAGGCCACCCUCUGCAGCCACCUUUAACCCCAGAACAACAGGCAGAGGAUGUAGAUUCUGGCAUGGGGUGUGGAACAGCAGGCUGUAAGGGCAUUGGACAUGUGAAGGGCCCCAUUUAUACCACCCACCACACGGCGUAUGGCUGCCCAUACUCUACACAAAAUCUGAACAAGGACUUGGAUACUUUGAUCCCAGACAGACUUCAGCCAGCCCAGGAGAAGAAGAAGGGCAAGAUUGCUCCGAAAGUCAAGCUGGAUCUCCGUCCAUUCAGUGGGAACAAGGAUGCCUUUGCAGACGAGACUCCCUGCCAGAAGAAGAGGGUCCGGAAGAGACGCAAGUUCUUUGACGAAUUGAGUCCCCCGGAGCCCACUCGACCACAGAAGGUGCCAAAGGCGAAUGAGGAGGUCAGGGCAGCCAGCAAUUCUAAUAUAUUACCCAGUGCAAUAUCCUCGUGUACCGUGACCAUUGCCACCGCCACAGCACCGAUAACGGUAACAACUGUUACAUCAAAUGCGACAACGCCAACUUCGUCCAACCAGGUAUCGCCCACGGGCUUCCCUCAGCAGCAGCAACAACAACAACAGUCACAGCAACAGCAACAACAACAACAGCACAGCAACAACAACAACAGCCACAACAUCAACAGCAACAACCAGCAACAACAACAGCAGCAGCAGCAGCAGCAACUCCAACAUCACCACCAACAACAUCACCUACACCAACAGCAACAGCAGCAGACCUCUGACCACGGGGUCGACAUGAUGGUGCACCAGUCCGUGUUCAACCCCGGCUACAACCCGCACCCGGCCGCCCCGAUCCCGCACUCGUGGGAACGGCACCGCCACCUCACGGCCUCCCUGGGCGACGCCAAGCGGGCCGACGUCGAGGCCUGGGACGCGAGCCAGGUCCAGCAGCUCGUGGCGAGGAUCCCGGGGUGCGAGCAGGUGUCCUCCGUGUUCGUGGAGCAGCAGAUCGACGGCGAGGCGCUCCUGAUGAUGACGCAGAACGACCUGGUCAACCUCCUGCAUAUCAAGUUGGGUCCGGCCAUCAAGAUUAUGGCGGUCAUCAUGUGUCUAAGAAGUUCAACUUAAGAGUGAAGUGUCUAUAUAUAUUUCUUUCUCUUCUUGGCUGUAUUCAUCAGUGGUAUAUUUGUAUCAGGGUAUUAUGAUAAGUUAUUUUGCGUUGGAUCAUGUGGUAGGCAUAGUUCAAUUAUUCAGAACAGUAACGAUCGUAAAAAUAUGUCUACCGAAUUGACUGACUCAUUCAUGUUGUUACGUAAUUUAAGACAUGCUGUAAAACAGGGUCUGUCUUCCGAGGCAUCACAAAAACCCCUCCCGCGUCCCGUAAGGAGAACCAGCUCCGUGAUCUGAAGCAGCUCGCAGGCGGCUGUGGACGGUUACCCUGGACAGGCUAAGCCUCGAGUCAGGGAUACGUUGGAGGACCCCGAAGUCGACGCGGCGUCAUUGUACAACUUGUCCUAUAAAGGAUGUUGCAGCUCAAGGUGGAGAAUUUAUAUGUGAUAUUUUCUUUGGAAGCUCAAUGUAAAUGCGUGUGCUCAGCUUGUGAAGCAUGUCUGUACAUAUCUUCCUGGAAACUUCAACUUGCAAUUGUGUCCACAUUCCAAUAACGGGUGCUGUUUUCGUGUGGGAAUGCAGCAUCCCCAUUGAAAUGCAAAUUCAGCCAUGAAUUAGUAACGCUGCUAGUCAUUUUAUAUAAUUUUUAAUAUUAUAUCAUCCUCGUUAAAGCACAGACGGGAUCAGAGUUCUCUUGCAGCCUCACUUGUUUUUGUACAUAAUAUUUAGAGAUUCAAGGAGGCAGGAGUGUACUCGCAUCUUUCCUUCCAUAUUAUUGUCACUUCCUGGAAAGUGAAUGGACAGUUACAACUACUCAGACUCUGGUAUUAUUAUUUUUCAGUUGAUUUGUGAUCUUUGUCAUCUUUUUCGAGUAGGCAAGACAAUCAGUGGGCCUGUGGAUGUUAACGUGCGAGUCUGUUUUACAUAUAGUUGUUUAAAGGGAGGCGAAAAGUAAGCUUUAUUUCCGGUGGUUCAAUUUCUUUGGUUUGGCUUGGAUGAAUUGUGGGUAACAACGAUAAAGCAAGAAUGGCCAAACCCCAGAAUUUGCAUUAGCAUUAAAGAAAAUUGAUUUUUUUUUGUUAAAAAGUAAUUUCAAAAUUCUGAAAUUACAAGUGACUGCUACUGUUUCUACCAUUUCAAAUUUGUUAUGAAAUAGCUAUCCAACAAAUUUAUAAUUAAUAUUGGAAUGAAACGGUUUCAAUGCUGUUUUACAAAGGUUAGCAUGUUGAAAAAAUAACAUCUGCUAAGCAGAUGUUUAUGAGGAGGAUUUGUAUAUAUGUACCAUAAUGGGGCAUAAAUAAAUUGCUUGAAACUG
Molecule: messenger RNA, 5920 nt
Organism: Penaeus vannamei (Pacific white shrimp)
Lineage: Eukaryota; Metazoa; Arthropoda; Malacostraca; Decapoda; Penaeidae
Source: RefSeq, a predicted model, not a curated record